Molecule: messenger RNA, 2025 nt
Organism: Trypanosoma theileri
Lineage: Eukaryota; Euglenozoa; Kinetoplastea; Trypanosomatida; Trypanosomatidae
Product: glycosylphosphatidylinositol (GPI) anchor
Exons: 1
Coding region: 1-2025 (674 amino acids)
Source: RefSeq, a predicted model, not a curated record
AUGUCCCUUCACUGCCAUGUGAUCUAUUCUCUCUCUCUUGUGCUCCUCACUGUUACUCUUGUGAGUGACGCCCACCGCCCUCUUGUUCCCCGCACAGAGAAAAAAUAUUUUAUUCACGUCCAAUCCCUCACGGAAGGAUUAGAUGACAUUAAUGAGCAGCCAACACUGGUGUCGAUAACUGAAUCCACAUCUCUGUGGUUACCGCGUGGUUCUGCAGAAGAUAAUGAUGAACAUUUGAGUUUUAAUGAAGAUUUAGAUCCCUUUUGGGUACAUGUAUUGAGACGUCGACGGUUUGAUGUUGUGGAAUGGUCUGGGUGUGGAGGUAUGUGGAGGCCGGAGUGGAGUGCGACAUUGUAUGAUAAGAAGAGUAAUAUUAGUAAAAGUACAGAAGAACUUAUUUAUGAAUUAUCUCAUCAUACGGUUUGCUAUUUUUCAAGUCUUUCGGCAUGUGGUUGGGAUCAAACAAAAUCAACAGAUGGAAAACAAAAUAAUGAUCAUGAUGAAAAUGAUGAUGAGAGUGACAAUAUGGAUAAUAAUACUUCUGCUCAUAUUACCUCUAAAACACAACGACAUCAUCAGUGGUUAACACAAUUUGUCUCUUCAUUACUUUCAUCACCGCUGAGUUGGUCUCCAGAGACUCCACGACAUAUUCGCCCUCUUGGGGCUUUACGUUUAGUUCCAAAUUCAGCAGUAACUGCUGAUGUAAAUGGAAAAGAUCAUCAUUGGUGUUCCUAUCAUCUUGCCCUACAUGAUACUGUAUGUACACAACAUGUAAGUGCUUUGCUAAAUGGAGGAAGAAGUGGUAGAGGUGUAGAUGAACGCAUUCCAAAAGGUAUUUUUCGUGCAGGAUUAGUUACAAUGCAAAAAUUUUUCUCAUCUGAGUUUCAUCACUUUCACUUUAGUGUAUCACAAUCUCCUAUUCCACAAAAUAAUAACACGAAAGAUGAAACUGAAAUUAAUCUUUUAAUACGUAUGGCAUUUGUAGUACGAAAAGGUGAUUUUAACGACCUUGCACAUCAUUGGAGUUCAUCUCUACAUGAAUAUGUAGAUCGUCUCACAUUUUUUGUAGGAUCUAAUGUAAAUGAAAAACUUAAACGUAGUAUAAAUGGGGUGGAAGGUUUAUAUAUAGCUUCUAUGAAAAAGGAUGAGGAAAGUUCAUUAAGUACAUCUUUAACCUCUACUGUAGAGUUGGCACCAACUGUACAUUACUAUAUUUCAACUGUUGGACAUGACCGUGGUACAUAUCAGUUAGUAUUACUUCCAUCCGAAGUAUCCACUAUGAAAAGUUCAGAUGUAGAAAACAGCGAAGACUUAUGGUAUGGAUUAAAAGCAGGUGAUACCAUAGAAUCACUUCUUCUUUUUCCUCUUCAUGUUCUUAGACCAUCUUUACAUGAAAUGCGUUCGGACCCGCAUGAGAUGUCCAAAUUGGAAAAUGCAUUUUUUGAUGAUAGUGCUAAUGUACUCACAGUACUUGUGAAAACGGUACUCACAGAAGAUAUUUUGCAUGAAAUACGUGAAAAUAGAAGUGGAACAGCCUCUCGUGGUCUUAUUUUAUGUGAAUUUCCAUUUCAUUUCGGUUGGAGUGCUCUUAAAGAUAUGCCGCAUGAUGCUAAUAGCAACCGUAUUCUUCCUCAACCUGUUAUUCGCGUGGGACAACGUUUUGCUCGGGAUAUCAACAUAAAAACAAUGACUGCUACUUCCUCCAUCCCUGCAGAAGAGGAUGGAAGUUGUGCGGCGUCCACGUGUGCUCCUGUUGCGGCUAUGCGAAUUGAUCACCAAAGUUCACUGGAGCGUAUCUUACGUAGUAUGUUACCUACAGAACCACAAGAUGUGCGUAAUGGAUCAUGUGUAUGUUACUAUUGGAUUAGAUGUAGUAAUGUUGCGGGAACUACUAUGCCUGUUCCUGAUCCGGCGAUGGUGUUUAAUGUGGUAUCGCUUGGUCUCGUCUUCUUUGGAAUUUUGUCAGGCGGUGUGGUUCGCGUAACACGACGUUUCUUUGAAAAGAGUGUUGCUGUCAAAAACUAA